ACAGAGGCAAAAACAAUACCAAAAUGGCCGUUUACAAAGUGAUGAGGAAUUUCUGUGUGUCUGUGAAUUAAUUUAUAUAAAAUUUUCGCGGAUUUUUUUUGUUUGAUAACAUAUUUAUUAGUGUUGGAGUGUAAAUAAGAAAACGUUAGUUGUGAAAGGAUAUUUCAUGCAUUGAUGGCAAAUGAAUAUCCAUUAAAAAGUUAAAUUAUAAAUUGCUUUAAAAUGGCGCACGCAAUCAAAGCGAGUUGACUUUCUUUUUCUGUACACCAUUCAGUUUUGAUUUUCUGUUUUUAUAUAAAAAAAUUGUACUUUUAUACUAAUUGUAUAUACACAAACGAUAUAUAAAUACACAAUUUAAGCAAUUAUUAUAUUGUAUUGGUGAAAUUUGUUUACCUAAAUAUUGUAAAUACUUAUAAAUUUUUUCGGUGAAAAAAAAAAAAUUGAAAUAAAUACAAUGUGUGCUGCACAAAGCAACCCGCAGCAGAGCUUCGGCUAUACAUGGGGCUUCGCUGACAACAGUCGCGCGGAUUCCGUAUUAGAAAUGUCGCCUAAUAUUAGUUAUACCGUCAGCAGUGAAUCCAUGCCAUAUUUGUUAACGGAUGGUUCAAUCACUAUGCAAAAGGAUGUCAAAAAUGCUUUAGCUGCAAAUAAAGGAAGUGUUGUACGUCGCAUGUUUGUUGUUAACGAACCAUUUCCAUCAGGUCAACGUGUUAUCACCACAAGCGCAGCCCCAACAGUUGUUAAGAAACAAGAGCAACAAGUUUUAAGUUUGAAUUGCGAUAAAAAUUAUCUUUUAGUUGAUCACACAGAUCAAACGCAUGCACUAACAAAUGGUAUUGUCGAACAAAAAGCUAUACUUACCGCAGCACCUCCUGGAAGUAAAACACAUUACAGUCCAAUUGGUCCCAUACAGUUAACAGCUGAGGAAUGUAAUGAAAUUCUAAUGAAACGUGCACUUGCAGCUUCUCAACAAACUCAAACAAUAACCACCACAGAUGCCCACACAGGAACAAUUCUAGAUGAUAUUAUACCUGGAAUAUCGGUGCAGGUACAGAAAGUAAUACAAGGACUUGAAGAUCAAGAUGAUUCACAAGGAGAUACGCCAAACUUAAAACUAGAACCAGGAACAUUGGAAUUAUCUCCCAAAACAGAAUUACAGGAAUCUAUUAAUUUUAGUGACAACGAUACCACUAUAAAGAAAGAACGUCCUUUUAGUUGUGAUGAAUGUGGCAAAUCAUUUUUACUUAAACAUCAUUUAACGACACAUGCACGUGUUCACACAGGUGAAAGACCACAUGUUUGUCCUCAUUGUGGUAAAAGUUUUGCCCAUAAGCAUUGCCUCAAUACACAUCUCCUGUUACACUCCACUGAGCGUCCAUACCAAUGUGCGGAGUGUAAGAAAAGUUUUACAUUAAAACACCAUCUCUUAACACAUUCACGUGUACAUAGUCGCGAUCGUCCAUUUGUGUGCCAAGAAUGUGGUAGAUCGUUUCCUUUAAAACGACAUUUGGUAACACAUAGUAAAUUUCAUGCAGGAGAAAGACCUUUUGUAUGCGAAGAAUGUGGAGAAAGUUUUGCUCAAGAAAAUCACUUAAUUAUGCACUCACGAUUUCAUGGUUCAAUUAAUCCAUUCGUUUGUCCUGAUUGCGGUGUAACAUUUCCGCGUAAAUUUCAACUUGUAAAUCAUGGGCGAGUGCAUGGUAAGGUGCCACAUUCAUGUACCGUUUGCGGCAAAGAAUUUUUACAAAAACGUACACUCGUAUCACAUAUGCGUAUACAUACCGGAGAUCAUCCAUAUCCUUGUAUAAGUUGUGGAGAAGGAUUUUUAACAAAAGCUGAGCUCAAUCAACAUUUUCGAAAUAGUCAUGGUGGCGUUAAUCCUAAUUCUUCGUCUAGCAAUGUCGUGCCUACUAAUACAAUAAUAACGACCCAACAACCUGCACAAAACAUUCAGUUACAUCAAACUCAGCAACAGCACCAUCAACAACAGCAUCAGCAACAACAACAGCAGCAACAACAAACACAGGCUCACCCACAAACAAUUACUGUUAUUAGCAAUUCAGCAAAUGCACAAAUGCUGACUGUAACAGCCAAUGAUGGUAGCGGCAUAACACGACCACAAUUCGUUUGUCGAGAAUGCGGAAGUGCCUUCAAUAGUCGUGAAGCCUUAGCGCUUCACUUGAGACUUCAUACUGGUGAUAAAACCCUUAUGACUGAUCUUUGUGCACUAACGGCAGCUUUACCACCAAAUUUCUUAAAUGGUGGUUUAAAUCCGAACACAACUGUUGUAGCAACAAAUCCAAAUAUAGUUGCACAAAAUUCAGUGCCAGUACAAAUAAUCUCAUCUACGGGUCAAGUGGUAACACAAACCACAUUGGUGCAGGCCGCCGCAUCCACACAUCCUCAAACAGUAGUGACGACAGUGCCAACAGUUGCAGUACAACAACAGCAACAUACGCAAAUGCAACCGGCUGUUGUAGCACAGCAACAAACGCCACCAAAACCAAAAUCUCAUUUCUGUCAAAGCUGUGGCAAAGGAUUUGCUGCUAAGCAUGGCUUAAUGCAACAUACACGUAGACAUCCCAAUGGUGGUUGCACAGUACGAACACAUGUAUGUGAAUGUGGUAAAGCCUUCUUCCAGAAGAAUCAUCUUAUGUUGCAUCAACGGCAACACUUGGAAACAAAGCCAGUUAUUGCACAACAACAGACAACAACACAGUAGUUCCCAUCAUUAUGUUUAAAGCAAAUUUUGGACUUUGGAAUAGUUAUAUAGCCGCCUGUCAGGUGUGAUUUACAUUUGGAUACUAAAUGUAAGACCCUUUCUGGAUACUAAAUAUUUAAGAUGUUAAAGUGUAAUAAACCUCGUACUUGUAUCCUUUUACAUCAAUUAGUUAAUUAAGAUUAUUUAAUUUGUAAUAUUGAACCGCAAUUAAUUUUAUUUAAUAAUGACUAAAUGUCUGAUAUAACCCUAAAGGUGAAACAUACAUUUAUAGAGAUUCGAACACGAAUACAAAUUAUGGCCAAAUUUUUUUUUUUGUUUGAAUAUUAAAAACAAAAUAUUGUUUUGUCGAA
Messenger RNA from Teleopsis dalmanni, 3072 nucleotides. It is a transcript of the gene cg, whose product is annotated as zinc finger protein 135. Lineage: Eukaryota; Metazoa; Arthropoda; Insecta; Diptera; Diopsidae. Gene Ontology annotation, molecular function: RNA polymerase II cis-regulatory region sequence-specific DNA binding; DNA-binding transcription factor activity. The record is from RefSeq and is a predicted model, not a curated record. The coding region runs from base 455 to 2722 and encodes 755 amino acids. The transcript has 11 exons. Gene Ontology annotation, biological process: regulation of transcription by RNA polymerase II.